UCGCACUCCGGGAAGACGAGAGAAAGCAAAAGCCUAUUAAUCCAGCGUGAUUUCUCUUUCGCCUGCUUCUCUUCGUCGGCUUCUUCCUCCUCCCGCCGACCUCUCUUCUCUCCUCCCCCUCCACGUCGCGUCAUCCGCGUCGCCAUUUCCCUCCUCUUGUCGCCUCGCCCGGAACGCGGUCGCAUCAACCAAUCAGUAAAUCUCGCGGUAAACGGAUCGAAAUCAGCAAGAUAGGAGAGGAAUCACGUACGAGCAGUCAGAAAAGAGCAGGAAUCGCUAGCUGGGGACAUGGAGGUCGGAGGAGGAAGCCACGAGGAGGAGGAGGAGGAAGAGGUGCCGGCGGCGGUGGUGUACUGCGCGGUGGGGAAGGAUGGCGGGCGGGAGUGGAAGGCCAACCUGCGCUGGGUGCUGGCCAACUUCCCCCACCGGAGCCGCCGCCGCUUCAGCCUCGUCCUCGCGCACGUCCACCGCCCGCCGCACCGCGUCAACAUGAUGGGGGCGUGGGUCCCGGUGAGCCAGCUGGCGGAGCACGAGGUGGCCGCGUACAGCAAGCUGGAGGAGGACAGGGCCAGCAGGGCCCUCGACGACCUCCUACACAUCUGCACAAGUCAACGGGUCCGGGCGCGCAAGGUGAUCGUGUCGGCCGACGACGCGGCGAGGGGCCUCGUCCGGCUCGCCGACGACCAUGCCGUCGCCGAGCUCGUCAUGGGCGCCGCCUCUGAUCGGGCCUACACCAGGAAGAUGUGUGCGCCGAGGUCAAAGAAGGCGGUGACGGUGCAGCGGAAGGCCAACCCCGCCUGCAGGAUCUGGUUCCUCUGCAAAGGCAACCUCAUCUGCACCAGGGAGGCCGACGAGGUGGGCCUGAACAGAGCAGAGCCAUCCACGAGCAGCUCGAGCCCCAGCCCCAGGUCGUCGUCGGCCGUUUCCGACUGCUCGAGAUCGAAACCCUCGAUGCCGUUCGGUAUGCACGAAUCGGCAUCGGCCGGCCCGACGACGCUCCGCCGCCGGACUUCCAGCAGGGAUGCCGACAGCGACAAUGCCACGGAUCACAACGGCGCCGAGGAUGAUCAUCUAGGUCACGACGCGUCAUCAUCAUCAGCUGCCGCUGCUGCUGAUGUCGUCGGAGCGUUCUUCUCCACGGCGCCGGCGGCGUCUGGGCUGCGAGACGCCGAAGAUCAGGACUCGCCGGCGCCUUCGCAUCACGGUUCUUCGGAUGGUGCCGGCGAGAUGGACGACGAUGCGUUGUACGAGAGGCUCAAGGAGGCGCUCGUGGAGGCCCGGAAUCUGAGGCACGAGGCAUACGAGGAGACCCGCCGCCGGCAGAAGGCCGACCGGGACCUCGCCCACGCGUCCAGGAUGGCCAAGGAAGCGGAGAGCUCGUGGCAGGGCGAGGCUCGGCGCCGGAAGGAGACGGAGGAGAGGCUGGCGAGAGAGCGCGUGGCCAUGGAGCAGGACAGGCGGGACCUGGACGGGAUCCUCGAGAAGAUAAUGGAGGUGGACGGCCGCAGCGCCGAGCUCGAGCUCCAGAUCGCCGACUCCGAGCGCGCGAUGAGCCAGCUCGACGUCAGGCUGUCCGAGUCGUACGGCGUCCUCGACGCGCUCCGGCUAGAGUGUGAACGCCGAGAAGAACCUGCAACCGCGGGAGAACCAUCCGUUCCCGAGGUGGACGUUGCUGAACAGAGCAUGAGUUUCUGGCGGCUUGGCUUGUCGGAGCUGGAGGAGGCCACGGGGCAUUUCAACGAGUCUGCCAGGAUCGGGGGAGGCGGCGUGUACAGGGGGAGCCUGCGCGGCAUGAGCGUCGCCGUGAGGAUGGUCUCCCCGGAGGUUGCCGUCGACGAGGCGCGGUUCACGCGCGCGGUGGAGGCUAUGAGCAGGGCUCGGCACCCGGGCCUCGUAACAUUCCUCGGCGCGUGCCCGGAGGCGCGCGCCGUUGUGCACGAGCUCGUCCCCGGCGGCAGCCUCGAGGACCGCCUCGAAGGUAAAGAAGCCCCGACGCUCUCGUGGCAGGCGCGGUGCGGCGUCGCGUACCGCACGUGCUCCGCGUUAGCCUACAUCCUCUCGACGGGGGCGGUGCACGGCGACGUCCGCCCCGCGAACAUCCUUCUAGAGGACGAGGGUUGCUCGUCCAGCAAGCUCGCCGGCUUCGGCACGCGCGGGCUCGUGGCAGCGAAGGAGCGGCGGCGUCCCGGCGGCGUGGACGUGGCGUACGUGGACCCGCGGUGCCUGGCGACGGGGGAGCCGACGCCGCGGAGCGACGUGCACGCGCUGGGGGUCGUCCUGCUCCGGCUGGUGACCGGGAAGCCGGCGUUCGAGGCGAGGAAGGCGGCAAGGGACGCCGCGGCCGGGAGCACGCCAUGGCACGAGGCCGUGGGUCACGCGGGCGCGGGCGGGUGGCCCGUGGAGCGCGCCACGGAGGUCGCGCUCCUCGGCCUGAAAUGCUGUGCCGGCGACGAAGACGAAGACGUGGCCGGUGGUGGCGCGACGGCGGAGCAGCUGCUGGAGGAGGCGCGGGGCGUGCUGGAGGCCGCGACGAUGGCGGCGCCAGGGAGGACGUGGUCGUCGCUGUCUUCGGCGUCGGGGGCGGGUUCGGAGAGCGGCGGCGGCGCCCCGUCCUACUUCCUCUGCCCGAUCCUCAAGGAGGUGAUGAGGGACCCGCAGAUCGCGGGCGACGGGUUCACGUACGAGGCGGAGGCGAUGAGGGAGUGGCUCGGCAGCGGCCACGACACGUCGCCCAUGACCAACCUCAAGCUCCCCACCGACGAGCUCCUCCCCAACCACGCGCUCCGCGCCGCCAUCCAAGAAUGGCGCCACACCACCACGCCGGGCACUAGUAGUGCCUCCUCUGAUCGCUUCCACUGACGACAAGCUAGAGACGAUACGUUCACAACUCGUUGCACGCAGACUAGCAAAGGCAACGUCGGGAAAUUUCCAUGUUCCCGACGUUUCGUGUCCACCGCCUCGUGUGUAGAGAGCGGUGUACUGUACAGAGAAUUUUCAGGAAAAUUUAUUCGUUGAAUUUCAGGUAAAAAUCUGUUUGUUGACUGUCGAUGGCAAAUUCAGGGUUACAUUUGUGAUCUAAUUCUGGUUUACUAACUGACGA
Brachypodium distachyon (stiff brome) is the source of this 3100-nucleotide messenger RNA. RefSeq names its product U-box domain-containing protein 33. Bases 289 to 2859 code for a protein of 856 amino acids. Gene Ontology annotation, biological process: protein phosphorylation; protein ubiquitination. NCBI's taxonomy places the organism in Eukaryota, Viridiplantae, Streptophyta, Magnoliopsida, Poales, Poaceae. The transcript is spliced from 8 exons. The record is from RefSeq and is a predicted model, not a curated record. Gene Ontology annotation, molecular function: protein kinase activity; ubiquitin-protein transferase activity; ATP binding.